Scheffersomyces coipomensis is the source of this 885-nucleotide messenger RNA. RefSeq names its product mitochondrial 37S ribosomal protein uS10m. Gene Ontology annotation, cellular component: small ribosomal subunit; mitochondrion; ribosome. The transcript has a single exon. Gene Ontology annotation, biological process: translation. Gene Ontology annotation, molecular function: structural constituent of ribosome. Bases 76 to 849 code for a protein of 257 amino acids. NCBI's taxonomy places the organism in Eukaryota, Fungi, Ascomycota, Pichiomycetes, Serinales, Debaryomycetaceae. The record is from RefSeq and is a predicted model, not a curated record.
CAAAUUGAAAAAAAAAAAAUAUUAAAUGGUUGUAAAGGUAUUGGAUCAUUAACUUCAACAACAGACCAUAGAAGGAUGUUUGUAGUUAGAAGACAACUAAGAGUAAGUGGUGGGAGAAGUAUAGCUUCAUUCUCCACUGGUUCAAUAAUACAUAAGAAACAAGAUUCAGUCAAAUUCACCUCACCCCAAGAACAUAUUGAAGAACAGAAAUUAAAUAAAGUUGCAGAACAACAAUAUCAACAAACGUUAUUACAAGAAGAUUUUGAAUAUAAUCCAAAGUAUGUCAGUGAGUCUAAGGUGAAUCCUAUAACAGGCAGACCAAUUCCUAUUAAUGUUGAAUUAUUAAAAUAUAAACCCAUCACUUUAAAACCAACUCAUGGAAAUGAAGUAGCUACUAUUAAAUUUAGAGGUUAUGAAGAAGAUUCAUUAAUUAGAGCAGGUGAAUUUGCUUUAAGAUCAGCUUUUUAUUUAGGUAUACCUACUUCAAAUUUAACUAGUUUAAAAACUGAAAAAAGAUUAUAUACUGUUAUUAAAUCACCAUUUGCUCAAGCUAAAACUAAACAAAAUUUUCAUAGAGUUACCUUUAAUAAAACUAUAACUGCUUUUGAUGCUAAUCCUGAAGUGAUUGAUUUAUGGUUAUCAUACAUUAAUAAACAUAGCAUAGAGGGAGUUAAAUAUGAAGCUAAGAUGAUCACUAAUGAAUCAUUAGAUUUCAGUAAAGAAUUACAAAGUUUGGAUGAAAUUGAAUUAUCAUCAACUUAUAAUGAAUUGAAUGAUCCUAUUGGUAAUAAAGUUAAGGAAUUAUUACAAUCGGAUAAUUUUAAACAAUUUCUUAAAGAAAGUAAAUAGAUUAAUUUAUAUUAUUUAACUUGUACAUAUACAUAC